Molecule: messenger RNA, 678 nt
Organism: Bathycoccus prasinos
Lineage: Eukaryota; Viridiplantae; Chlorophyta; Mamiellophyceae; Mamiellales; Bathycoccaceae
Exons: 1
Coding region: 1-678 (225 amino acids)
Source: RefSeq, a predicted model, not a curated record
AUGGCAGCAAAAAAGAACAACAAAAACACCAACAACAACCAGACGAAGAAGGAGGCUUUGAAAGAGGCUGCUUUGACGUCCAACGGGGACGACAUCAUCGUCCCUUCUCCUUUGACGAAAAUAGCGGACUUGCGGCCCGGGUGGAUCGGAGACUGCUGUUUUAGAGUGAUUGAAGAAUCGAAAGAAGAAGAGGGAGAAGAGGAGGAUGAGGACGAAAAGCGACGCAAACAAACGCAACAACACCCGAACGCCUCGUCCUCCUCCAAGCAACAUCAGAAUUCUCGUCGUUUUAGAGAAUUUCUCGUCGGGGACGUCUCCGGGAAGAUUAAGUUUAGAUGUAGCGAGAAGAGAGAAGGUGAGUCAUCAUCUCGUCUUUAUUCAGUCAUCUCGUCAUCAUCUCUCGUCGUCGUCGUCGUCCUCUUGUUUUGGAUUUUGAGACGGGCAGACGGGCAGACAGACACCAACCGAAAGAGAGAGUUGAUCCGCGAUUUUGAAUCCUCCGAAAGAUAUUUUUCUUCUCAACUGACACCUGUUCUCUCUCUCUCUCUCUUUCUCUUUCAAUACCACAUCACAUCACAAAUCAUCCUCAGCCGAAGCUUUAAAACAAAACGAAGCGUACGUUUUAAAAAGCGGGAAAAUAGAAAUGAUCAGAGGCCAGAUGCGACUGAUGACGGAUAG